Drosophila elegans is the source of this 710-nucleotide messenger RNA. Its product is annotated as keratin-associated protein 5-1. NCBI's taxonomy places the organism in Eukaryota, Metazoa, Arthropoda, Insecta, Diptera, Drosophilidae. The record is from RefSeq and is a predicted model, not a curated record. The transcript has a single exon. Bases 247 to 624 code for a protein of 125 amino acids.
CUGUGUCUUUGCCCCACUUGUCAUUUUUUCAAGACAUAUUUAACGACGCUGCAAAAGUUUUUAUUCCACAACAAUUGCCAAAUUUUCUAAGUGCUUUUUGCGACGAUUGGCGGACAAAAAGGUGCUAAAUAGGCGCCUGGAGCUGUGAGUGGUCGACUACCGUCAUUGCCCCGGAGUAUUUAGCACUCUUUUUUGCGGCAAGAAUUUAGCAACAGGUUGUCAAGGACUUCUGGGACAUCUUCUGGGAUGAGUUGUGCGGCUCCGCGAUGUCCACCGCGCUGUGGACCCUCCGGUGGUGGCUGUGGAUCCUGCUGUAGGCCCUGCGGCGGUGGUGGCUGCUGCGGAUCAGGUGGUACCUGCUGCGGCAGCGGUUACUGCCGAUCUGGUGGGUCCUGCGGCGGGUCCUGUGGGGGGUCCUGCGGCGGAUGCUGUGGCUGUGGGCCCUGUGCCGUCGUCUCGUACCGCCUGAGCUGCGGCCCCGUGGGACCCGUUCUGCCCUGCAUGAAAUGCAGCUGCACCUGCAACUGCGGAUGCUGCGGCAGCGGCUGUGCCCCGCCCUUCUAUUUUGUGCCCAACAACUGCCGCAAUUGCUGGGAGUGGGGUUGUUUCGGGCCCCUUUACUAGUAUACCCUGUAGUAUCUAUCCUGUUGUUGCACUUUUGAUGGAACUUUUCAUAGUUUUGAAUGCAAUAAAUUCACGUGUCAGCCAGA